AUGUUAUAUAUUAAUAAACAUAAUUUCACUAAUAUAAUUCUUAAAUUGCCAAAUGAAACUCCAUUUUUAAUAGGAAUUGGAUACCCUUUAAACUAUUUAGAUUGUUAAGAUAAAUUCUACAAAUAUUUACAAUUACACAAAUUUAAUAAAAUACCUAUAUUUUAAAGAAUUAAAAAGUUUGAAUAUACUUAACCAAUUAAUAAAUUACCAUUAUGCUUUGAUACUAAUAUGCUACCAUAUUUUAAAUAGCUAAACGAUACUUUAUUUAAAAAGAAUAGAUAUAAAUUAGGAAAUAAUGAUUAUAGAUAUGAAUUGAAUGAAGAGAUUAUAAAUUCAUUUAGUGAAGAGUUUUAUAAUGAAAUUCAUAGUCAGAUAAUAUACAGUUUCACUACAUUGAUUUCGUAAUUGUAAUUUAAGUAUAAUUUGGAAAUUAAAGAAGUUUUUGUAAAUAAAAAGCCAGAAGAACACAUGAAAUAGUUAUUUAAACAAUACUUAAAUUUAAGUUUAGUUUAAACAUAAGAUACUCCAGAUGAAAAGCGUUUAAUAUAUACUCCAGGGUUUAUUUAUUUUGAAAAUGAAAUAUAAUGA
Messenger RNA from Paramecium sonneborni, 588 nucleotides. Lineage: Eukaryota; Ciliophora; Oligohymenophorea; Peniculida; Parameciidae. The record is from the annotation of a GenBank genome assembly.